CCACCUCCUGGUCCCAACUUCGCCCCGCUGAAACACCGCGGCCGCGCCGCCAAUCGCCAUCGCGGGGAGGUGUUGUUUUUUUUUUUUUUAUCCCUUCCCAUUUUGAAUACCCAACCUAAAAAUUCUAAGCGCGCCCCUAGCGGCGACGAGCACCGCAGGGCACAGCCGCGCAGGGUAUAAGGAUUCAGGACUCAAUCAGGAGCUCUCAGGUUGCAGACUUGCAGAAUCUCCUGGUUCUCUAAUGGCAGCUUUGGCUGCGCCCGCGCUGCGCCGUCUCCGCUCGCCGCGGCUCUGCCUUGCCGCCACGGUCAAUUGCAUCAGCAACAAUGCCGCCCCGGCCGCAUCCGCUGGGGUCAACCAUGUGCAGGACUCGAACUGGCGCGUCGCGGAGCUGGCCGCGGCCGGGCGAGUCUCGGACGCCCGCAGGCUGUUCGACGGAAUGCCCGACCGGGACGUGGUGUCGUGGACGGCGAUGGUCGCCGCGUACGCGCGCCGGGGCAUGCUCCAGGAGGCGCGGGUGCUGUUCGACCGCCCUGAUGCGCGCCGGAACGUGGUCACCUGGACGGCGCUGCUCUCCGGCUACGCGCGCGCACGCCGCGUUGACGAGGCCGAGGCCCUCUUCGAGGGCAUGGCGGAGAGGAACGUCGUCUCUUGGAACACGAUGCUGGAGGCGUAUACCGCAGUUGGCCGCGUCGAGGAUGCGUCUGCCCUUUUCAAUCGCAUGCCGGUGAGGGAUGCUGGCUCUUGGAACAUUCUUCUGUGUGGACUUGUGCGGUCAGGGAGUUUGGAGAGGGCUCGUAAGAUGUUUGAGAGAAUGCCAGUGAGGGAUGUCAUGUCAUGGACCACAAUGAUUUCUGGCCUUGCACGGAAUGGAAGCGUUGACGACGCUUGGGUUCUGUUUGAUGCCAUGCCAGAGAGGAAUGUUGUUUCUUGGAAUGCCAUGAUCUCUGGGUAUGCACGAAACCACAGGAUUGAGGAAGCACUUGAUUUGUUCACGAAGAUGCCUAUUAGGGAUGUUGCUUCUUGGAACAUUAUGAUCACUGGCUUUAUCCAGAACAAAGACUUGAAGAGUGCACGGCAACUUUUUGAUGAGAUGCCUAAAAGGAAUGUGAUCACUUGGACCACCAUGAUGAAUGGUUACUUACAAUGCAUGCAGAGUGAAAUGGCACUAAAAUUAUUUAACUGUAUGCUUGUUCAAGGAAUCCAACCAAAUCAAGUGACAUUUCUAGGUUCUCUUGAUGCGUGCAGCAACCUUGCUGCACUCUGUGAAGGGCAGCAGGUUCAUCAGAUGAUAUGCAAAACACCAUCUCAGUUUGAUACUUUUGUGGAAUCCACUCUAAUGAACUUAUAUGCCAAGUGUGGUGAAAUUAGGCUGGCAAGAAAUGUGUUUGAUUUCUCAAUGGAGAAGGACUUAAUCUCAUGGAAUGGGAUAAUCGCAGCAUAUGCACAUCAUGGGUUUGGCAUAGAAGCAAUGCAUUUGUACAAAAAUAUGCAAGAAAAUGGUUAUAAGCCUAAUGAUGCUACCUAUGUGGGAUUGCUCUCAGCAUGUAGCCACGCCGGUUUAGUGGAUGAAGGGCUUAAGAUCUUUGAAUCCAUGGUAAAGGAUAACUCCAUUGUAGUGCGUGAUGAACAUUACACUUGCUUGGUUGAUCUUUGUAGCCGAGCUGGACGGCUUGAGGAUGCUAAAAGAUUAAUUAGCUGGUUCAAGAUUAAACCUACAUCAAGUACCGUUUGGAGUGCCCUUCUAGGUGGAUGCAAUUCACAUGGAAAUGAAAGUAUUGGUGAUUUAGCGGCUAAACAUCUCUUGGAAGCAGAACCUGAUAAUGCUGGAACUUAUACUCUCUUGUGUAACAUUUAUGCUUCAGCUGGUAAAUGGAAAGAAGCAGCAGAAAUUAGGUCAGAGAUGAAUGUUCGAGGGCUAAAGAAACAGCCAGGGUGUAGUUGGAUCGAGGUGGCAAAUAAGGUUCAUGUAUUUGUUUCCCGUGAUAAAUCCCACAGUGAAUCUGACUUGAUCAAUGAUCUGCUGCAGGAUAUUCAUCGCAUUAUGAGAAUGGCUGGUACUGUUCCCAGGGACCAUAUGCUUAUUGAUGUGGAGCUAGUGGGGAUUUAAAAGUAAAUAAAAUGAUGAAUGUCCGAUUAAUUUUCCAGCACAAGAAUUAGCAUAGCUUUUAGAGGAGUUUGGACCUGUGCGGACAGUGGUACCUUGACACCUCCCCUAGCACAGCCCAAUCCUUUAUUUGCAUUCUUAGCAGCAUGCGCAUGUGCUCUGUUCUGGUUAUUCAUCAAUCUGGGUGAUAUAUGUGAGGUAGGUCUUUGCAGAAGCCUUAACCUUACCAAUUUGUUAUGUGUACCUUACCUCUGGGACAAGGAAUAAUGCACUCACAAACGGAAUAUAGUGGUCUAUAUUCCGGCGUGACAUAAUUCUUGGAUUCUACUUUGCUGAUUCAGUGGUAGCUGUUUUUUGUUGUCUGACAGCACCUGCUUUCCCAAGAAAGUCGGAUCAUUUUAGUUUUACGACUUUGGAAGCCAUGUGCUCCAGGACUCCGCCACCAUUGAAAAUCUGCACAGCAGCAGGUGUUGUGCUCUUUGAAUUAAAAUAUGUUAUUCUCAACGCGGCAAUGAGCUGUGCCAUGGAGGGAAACCUAAGGCUGGAUCAUGGUGAGACCCAACAUGAAAGAGGAGUGCAAUGGUGACUAGUGCAUUUAUCCAGAUCUCAAAUGGCUUAGUUGAUUCCUUUAUAUUCUUGGCAUUCCAGUUCGGGGGUGGUAUGCGAAUGGAGGACAUUAGAAAGUAGAAACUGAUGAUUUUUGCCAUAGGGUAAUUUCGAAGUGUUUCUGGGGGCUAAACUCAGUAUACCAAUUGGACAUCUCAACUCAAGGUUAGCUUUUUUCUCUUUCUUUACUGAUCAUUAUUCUGUUAAGAAAUAUAUUUUGCCAUCUUAUUGGAGGAUCUGAGAUUCAGGUGAUUUCAUUUCUUUGCAUGGAUUUAGAAUAUGGACGUAGGAAAAAAUAAUUAUUUUUUGGGCUUAUACAAGUUGCAUAAGAUUAAGGUUAUGGUUUAUGUUAUCAGUUUUCCUUGAUCUGUUCAUGAAGAAUCAAAUGGGCUUACACAAGUUGUACAAGAUUAAGCUGCAUGUUUUCUGUGGUCGCUUUCCCUUUAUCUGUUCCUGGAGAAUCAAGACGAUUUUUCUAGCAGUAGUUAAAAAUAUAUGAGUCCUCUACCUCCUAUUAACUCCUAAGUGAUUGUAUUUCAUUUUGUUGGAUGUUAAUUUUAUAUACUAUAGUGUGGUUCCUAACCUAUA
Molecule: messenger RNA, 3301 nt
Organism: Oryza sativa Japonica Group (Japanese rice)
Lineage: Eukaryota; Viridiplantae; Streptophyta; Magnoliopsida; Poales; Poaceae
Product: pentatricopeptide repeat-containing protein At2g35030, mitochondrial
Molecular function (GO): protein binding
Source: RefSeq, a predicted model, not a curated record